GGUUUUCUGGUCCUCGGCGUAUGGCCUCCUCUGGAAUGCAGGACAAAGUAUAUGUGGAGCAGUUAGUUUGACAGUUUACUACAGAAGAAAUCAGUUUUAACAAAUAGAAGGCUCCAAAUUUUGAAGUUACAGACUCACAGACCAGUUGAUCCACAAUGCCAGAGUACUGUGUGACAGGCGGGACAGGGUUCAUCGCGUCGCACCUGAUCCGGGCAUUGCUGGCUGCCGGCCACACAGUGCGUGCGACGGUGAGGGACCCGGCCGAUGAGGCCAAGGUUGGGUUCCUAUGGGACCUGGAAGGCGCCGACGAGCGGCUGCAGCUGGUGCGUGCCGACCUGCUCGUUAAAGGAAGCUUUGAUGAUGCUGUCAGUGGCGUGGACGGCGUCUUCCACACCGCCUCCCCUGUGGUCGUCGGUUAUGAUGACGGCGAGGAUGCGCAGGCGAAGCUAGUCGACCCCAUUGUCCUCGGCGCCGCCAACGUGCUCCGCUCCUGCGCCCGGGCCACGCCUGCGCCGCCUCGCCGCAUCGUGUUCACCUCCUCCUGCUCCUGUGUCCGCUACUCCUCCCACCACCCGCCCUCGCUGAACGAGACGCACUGGAGCGACACGGGCUACUGCCAGAGCUACGGGCUAUGGUACGCUUACGCCAAGACGGUGGCGGAGAAGGAGGCGUGGCGCCUCGCGAAGCAGCACGGGCUGGACCUCGUGGUGGUGAACCCGUCGUUUGUCGUGGGCCCUGUGCUGGCGCCGGCACCGACGAGCACGGCGCUGGUGGUGUUGGCGCUGCUGAGGGGGGAGCUGGGCAAGUACCCCAACACGACGAUCGGGUUCGUGCACGUGGACGAUGCGGUGCUGGCGCACAUACUGGCCAUGGAGGACGGCAGGGCGAAGGGAAGGCUAGUCUGCUCUGGCGACGUCGCGCACUGGUCGGAGGUGCUCGGGGCGCUCCGGGAGCAGUACCCGCAAUACCCCAUCCCCACAGAGUGUAGCGGGCAGAAGGGCGACGACAGGGCGCACAAGAUGGACACUGGCAAGAUCCUGGCGCUGGGUUUCCCUCCCUUCCUGUCCAUCAGGCAGAUGUUCGACGACUGCAUCAAGAGCUUCCAGGACAAGGGCCUUCUUCCUCUAAUUUGAGAUCCACCGUUGGUCGGUCGCCGUCCCGUACGCCACACAACACAUAGCUGCUAACUGGAGUAUAUUGAGUAAAGAUCUAAUUAAAUGAGUAAACGAUGAUGUGUUCCCUUAGCUAAAAACUCUUUAAUUAUAGUUGUUGAUGACACGUCGUACUUGAGAUAUAAGUAUAGUAACUGUCUCCCUUCCAAAAUAUGAGAUGUAUUUUUAUAUCUCUGAAUUGAACCAUUGUUUGACCAAGAAUUACUGUAUUAACACAUGA
Messenger RNA from Brachypodium distachyon (stiff brome), 1392 nucleotides. Its product is annotated as tetraketide alpha-pyrone reductase 2. Lineage: Eukaryota; Viridiplantae; Streptophyta; Magnoliopsida; Poales; Poaceae. Gene Ontology annotation, molecular function: oxidoreductase activity, acting on the CH-OH group of donors, NAD or NADP as acceptor. The record is from RefSeq and is a predicted model, not a curated record. The transcript is spliced from 3 exons. The coding region runs from base 156 to 1133 and encodes 325 amino acids.